UCCCGCUAUUUCUGCCUCUCUCGCUAACGAACCACCACAACACGUAGAACUACCUCUCUCUCUCGUUUCUCUAUCUCUCUCUCUUCUGUCUGUAUAUCUUUCUCUGUCUUAACGUUAUUAUGGAAUCUUCGACUCGUUGUUCGGUGAUCAUCGUCGGAGCAGGUGUUUCAGGUAUUUCGGCGGCGAAGGUGUUGGCGGAGAAUGGCGUCGACGACAUAUUGAUUUUGGAGGCCUCAGAUCGUAUCGGCGGAAGAAUCAGAAAGGAAGGUUUCGGAGGCGUUUCGGUCGAACUCGGAGCGGGUUGGAUCGCCGGAGUCGGUGGUCAACAGUCCAACCCGGUCUGGGAACUUGCUCGCAAUUCGGGUCUUCGUACCUGCUUUUCCGACUAUAGCAAUGCCCGCUACAAUAUUUAUGACCGGAGUGGGAAGAUCUUUCCGAGUGGAAUCGCCGCCGACUCGUACAAGAAGGCGGUGGACUCGGCGAUACAGAAGCUAAGGAACGAAGAGGCCAACAAUAUUGAAGCUGAGUUGUCCGAACUCUCCGAAACGUCAUCUAAUCCCAAAACUCCUAUAGAGCUGGCCAUUGACUUCAUUCUUCAUGAUUUUGAAAUGGCAGAGGUUGAACCAAUAUCGACAUAUAUAGACUUUGGAGAGCGAGAAUUUUUAGUUGCGGAUGAAAGAGGAUACGAGUAUUUGCUGUAUAAAAUGGCUGAAACGUUUCUCAUGACCUCAGAGGGUAAAAUUUUGGACAGUCGUUUGAAACUCAACAAGGUUGUUCGGGAAUUGCAGCACUCGAGAAACGGCAUUAUGCUGACAACUGAAGAUGGUUGCUUGUACGAAGCCAAUUACGUGAUUUUGUCUGUUAGCAUUGGUGUCCUCCAAAGCAACCUCAUCGCUUUCAGACCACCAUUGCCCAGGUGGAAAACAGAGGCUAUUGAGAAAUGUGAUGUGAUGGUGUACACCAAGAUCUUCCUAAAGUUUCCAUACAAGUUCUGGCCUAGUGGUCCCGAGAAAGAGUUCUUCAUUUAUGCCCACGAGCGAAGAGGCUACUACACGUUCUGGCAGCACAUGGAGAAUGCUUACCCAGGAUCCAAUAUUCUGGUUGUGACAUUGACAAACGGAGAAUCCAAACGUGUUGAAGCUCAGUCAGACCAGGAAACACUGAAAGAAGCUAUGGAGGUUCUAAGGAACAUGUUUGGCCCUGACAUACCCGAAGCCACUGAUAUUCUUGUGCCUCGUUGGUGGACCAAUCGAUUCCAGCGUGGCAGCUACAGCAACUACCCUAUCUAUUUCAAUGAACAAAUGGUUCAUAAUAUUAAGGAACCAGUUGGACGGAUUUUCUUUUCUGGAGAACACACGAGCGAAAGAUUUAGUGGCUACGUCCAUGGAGGAUACCUUGCAGGCAUAGACACUAGCAAAGCUUUACUGGAAGAAAUGAGGAAUGAAGACAGACAAACUGAGAGUCAAAGUUUACUGUUAAAACCCUUGCUAGCAUUGUCCGAGUCGUUAACAUUGACGACACAGACAGAUGCAGUAUCAGGUCCCCACAAAUGUGAUAUUCCCAGACAACUCUUCCUUAGUAAUAGCAAACUAGGGCUUCCAGAGGCAAUCUUAUGACUAAAUGGACCAGCAGACGAACCCCAAUUCGACAACGAGGAGAAUCAGUCCGGUGAGAAAGACGGCACUAUGAAUUUGGAUUGCAACACAGUUCAAGCCUUUAGUGCCAUCCAGAAAGCAGAACAGAAGGAUUUAUCGCUGCAAGAACUGGAAGACCUGCAAAAGGGUGCGUGGAUUAUCCCUUGAAACCAUUGCUAUAGAUAUGGAGCUUCCAGGGAAAAUUUUGUUUGGGCAUAUGUAUAAAGGUUGUUCAUUGAAGUGAAAACUAGAAGGAAAAUCAUACUUACAUUUUAAUUGUAUUGGUGACUUGAAGUUCGUAAUGGAAAGACUUUCUUAACUUAA
Messenger RNA from Cornus florida, 1958 nucleotides. Its product is annotated as polyamine oxidase 1-like. The transcript is spliced from 10 exons. The record is from RefSeq and is a predicted model, not a curated record. Gene Ontology annotation, biological process: polyamine catabolic process. Bases 120 to 1616 code for a protein of 498 amino acids. Lineage: Eukaryota; Viridiplantae; Streptophyta; Magnoliopsida; Cornales; Cornaceae. Gene Ontology annotation, molecular function: polyamine oxidase activity.